AGAGGGUGCUGUUCAACCUUGUAUGUCAGCAAGCUCGUAUACAUGCAGACAGAAGGAGAGCCAAAGGAAGUAUCUAGGGCUGUAAAGAUUUAGGCAAUAUAGAUUCCUAGAAAUCGAGUAAAGGAAGGACAAUCUGCUCUGUCGCACUUGGAAGUAAUCGUUGCACUUUUAAUGUGUGGUGAGUUUAAAAAAACCUUCAAACUUACGGUGCUUGGAGUAUCAAGAGAUCGCAAGAGGAUUCUUUGUACAGGAUGGCGUUAGAAGUUCGCUUUCUUCACGAUGGUCAUCUCGUCAGAUUCUUCUUCCUCACUUGCGUGGCUAUGUGUUGUUUGAGUGUCCAAGGAUUUUCCAUUUCUUAUGACAAAAUUGUAAAAAAAGCACGUUGUACCGCAAAUUGUUAUACUCAGUAUGCAGUUCAUAACCAUUCAGAGAAAAUUUGUGAAAGUACAUCUUGUACCAAGUGUUUAGGACCAUGUGGGAAUGUAAUUUUGGGCCACUCUGAAUCACAAUGUCUACAAAAUUGUGGAAAUUCAAGCAGCUGUGUGGCAAGUUGUGAAUUUGUGGAGCAGUUGAACAACUUUGCCUCAAUACAAGAAGGUGACGGCUCCAAGAUUCCGACACCGAGCAUACCAAGAGUGAUAAAUAUGGACCUCACCUCUUUAUCGCUGCAGUGGGAUCCUGUGCAAAAUGCCAGUGGUACUCCUGUGUACUUGAUUACAGUGAACACAAUGGGCGAUUAUUCUUCAACGUAUACCAAUGUGUUCACAAGCCCUCGCGCUCUUCUUCGUACCGCUGUUGAGUUGUGUGGUUUGCGUCGCAAUUACAAUUCCCGCCAAACAUUUAAGGGGAUGUUCUUCGCAUUCAAGGUUGCAGUCGUUACAGAGAAUUCAUCAGUCAGUAACGGAGAACAGACGAAUGCCAUAUCCCUACCACAGCCUGCUCCAGUCAGUGACUUGGCAUUAAUAAGUCUUGUCUAUGACGGUAACGGCUAUAAAAGCAACAGAUUAAAGCUGAAGGCCAAUUGGACUCAGUCAAAACAACAAGAACUAAUUUCCGACCACUUCAUGGUGUGGAAAUAUGAAUGCUUUUUAGACAAUGGCGGUACUCGGAGAGUGAAAAGGACGGGGUCGACUGACCCUGUUGGAAUCAUGACACUUAAUGAAAAAUUAAAGAAAUGCAGAAAUACUUUAAAGGUCUACGCAAUGUCACACUGCAUACAGAGCAAUGCAACAAGUAUAACUUUUGAGUACCCUGGAUGUGCGAAUAUCACCGGUUAUCCCGUGGACCUAUGCUAUAAAUUCGAUCCUCCAGGAUCACCAGACAAGGAUAGGCAGGUCCGAAACCUCAGCAUUAGUUCGAUUGCUAUUGGAGAGGGCUAUAGAUUCACUGUGAAUUUGACAUGGAUUCCUCCUCUGUAUCCCUACAAGACAAUAGAGAUCUAUUACAUCCUUGGCUAUGGUUCCACCACUAAAACGUCAUACUCAAUCAAGUCAUUAGCACCCGCUGAAACUUUUGAAGUAACGGUUUUGCCUUUUUUCCAGAAUUCUGCACCUGUAGGUGUUGAUAACACUAUUUCAAUAUCUACUCUUGCUGUUAAUCCUGCUGAGUUGGUGGUGCGAAACUUGGAGCUCAACGAUUUCAUCUUUUCACCACAAACGGGGACCUUUGACUUAAAUGCGACUUGGCACCAGCCCUCUUUAAACUACAGCCGUGUGCUAUGGUACUCCAUCAGCUACCAAGUGAAUGAAGGAAGUAAACGCUCUCUCAACACCAACAAAACAUAUUCUAUCAUUCAUGGAAUCUUACAUGGAGAGCCUGUUUCAUUCGAUAUCACACCCGUCUUUACGCAUUCUGAUAUAAUUGGAAGGGAAAAGGAAAUGGUCAACAGUGCUCCUCGCCCCAAUUCGUCCCAUAUUGUGGUGCAGAACUUGGACUUUGAAAGUUUCGUCUUGAUACCUUUGACUGGACAAUUCCGUUUAAAUGUCUCCUGGAAAAACCCUUUCUUCAAUUACAGCCAAAUUUUAUCUUACUCUGUCUCAUUUAAAAUAGACGGCGGGGACGAAAAUGUAACGCAAACGAACAGGACCUAUUUAAUCAUAUAUGGCAUCACACACGGAGAGCCAGUAACAGUUAGUGUUACCCCACACUUUGCCAACAGUAGGAUUCAAGGAAUAAGUUCCUCUGACACCUUUAACGCACCUGUGCCUCCUGAUGGCGAACUCAUGGUACAGAAUCUCAACAUUGCAGGAAAGUUUGUGGAACAUGAACAGAGUAACACAUUUGCCGUGAACUUCUCGUGGGAACCACCAUCUUUCAAGUACAAGCAAAUCGCUUAUUACAACGUGUCAUGCCAUUUCUCAGGUUAUCCACGUGAUGAGUUUCAAAGUUAUACCAAAACCAACUUGCAAAGAACAUUAUUCAGAAUAGCAGGAAUACUGCCACAGCAACGUGUCAACAUCGAGGUAACGCCUUUUUACAGCAACAAGUACAUUAGAGGAAAACGUAAGGAAGCAGAAGGUACUGCACCAGGACCUAGAGCGGAACUGGUGAAAGUUGCUGGACUGCGACAUAGUGGACUGGUGUCUAGCGCAGACGAAUCAUUUCGCACGACAGUGUCAUGGCAGAAACCGCUGUUCAACCACAGCACAGUUCAACAUUACAGAUACAAGAUAAGCAACAUCUCGUCGAAAACUGGAAAGAAAACGAGAAGGGCUACUGACUUCGACACAUACCUUACCACGAGAUCUAAUAACGUCACAAUCGACGGAAUCCAGAUGGAUGAAGAAUUUGAGUUUAGGGUUAUUCCAGUUUUUGAAGUGAACAAUAUCAUGGGGCAAGAAGACAGGAUAUCGAUCGUCAGAACUUCUUUAUCUGACCCUCAGGUCUCGCACCCAAUGUCUUCAGGUGAAAUAAUUGCACUAGUCAUCGGUUCGUUGCUGUUAAUUUUGGUUGCACUUUGUUUAAUCACCUGGUAUCACAGAGAGAGACAGAGGCGUCUAAAGGCUGACGGACUCAUUCCAGGUAAAAACGGUUCGAUAAUAGACCAGUGGGAGGUUGAUCCGGACCGUGUGACCCUGGAAGAGGAGAUUGAUGAGGGAGCCUUUGGAAAAGUGUUCAAAGGAACUCUUAAAGGAGCAUCUUCACUAUCAUUUAAUUCCACUUUGAAAGCCUCGCGGACCAUAAAAGGAAAUAAUGUGUGCACAGUCGCAGUGAAAAUGCUCCAUGACAUGGGAGACAGCGACCAAAGAAGAGAUUUUCUGGAGGAAAUUAAACUCAUGAAGGAUGUGGGAUCACACAGGAAUAUCGUGAACAUACUGGGAUGCUGCACUAUACAGGAACCUAUGUUUUUACUUCUUGAAUAUGUCCCGUACGGAAGCCUCCUUAAAUAUCUCAGAAAACACCGUGGAAAGAUGAAGGAGAAUCUUGCAGAGACCCCCCGCGGACCGUAUCACUCGACCUACUGUGAGACAUACUGCACAAAGGAAGGGAUAUCCAUUAAGGCAACUAAGAGUGACCGCAUCUACGUCAACGCUCCAGGACAGCAACAAAAAGAAACUGAAAACAUCCAACUCGUGAGUUUCAGUUACCUAAAUCCAGGAAGCAACAAUGGAGAAGAAAAUGAAAGAAAGAAUAAAGACGAAAAUGACAAAGAGCUAAAUAAAGAUGAAGAAGAAGAAGAAGAAGAAGAAGAAAGCAUAACUCCAGGAGAUUUGAUGGCGUUUGCUUGGCAAAUAAGCCGAGGAAUGGAAUACCUUGCUAAAAAGGGAUUUAUCCACCGCGACUUGGCAGCCCGUAACGUUCUUGUCGGAGAGAAUAAAAUUGCCAAGGUGGCCGACUUUGGUAUGACAAGACAAGCAUAUGAAGAGAGAGUCUAUCAGGGGAAAACAAAUCGAAAAUUUCCUCUGAAAUGGAUGUCAAUCGAAGCUAUUUUUCUUCAAACAUUUACAACUCAAAGCGAUGUAUGGUCUUUUGGAGUUUUACUUUGGGAAUUGGUAACACUUGGUGGAACACCAUACCCGACUAUUGACAACAAAGAACUUCUCCGCAUGUUGAAGGAUGGAUACAGAAUGGAACAACCCGAAACCUGUGACAAUGAAUUUUAUGAGAUGAUGAUGGAUUGCUGGAAGGAAAACCCCGACCAACGUCCAGGCUUCACUCAAUUGCGAGAGAAACUUGAGUUUAUGAUGCAAAAGGACAACCCUUAUUUGGAUUUAAGUGCCGUGGAUGAAACAAGAGAAUACUACAACGUUCCUUCAUUUAACAGCAUCAUGGAUGAGUCUCCAGAUGAGGAUUAUGGUUCUGAUAGCAUCGUCCAAGAGAGGCGUAAGUCCUCCACGGAUUCUGUGGAGCUGAAUGAUCAGCAAAAUAUGGAACAAUCAAACGGAGACGUCAGGGAGACCUCGGAGCAAAAAGGAAAUGAAAAAAACAUAGCACAAGAUGAAGAUCAAGACCAUUUUUCCAAGAACAAGAGUCCUAAUGGCGUUAAAGCUGAUACUGACGUCAAUUUUGAUGAGCUCCAAAUGAUUUUAUGCAGGUCAUCAAAAAGGGGAGUUGCCUUCUAGCGCUGUAAAUAUUACCAGCUGCUAUCGAAAAAUCAAUAAAACUUUACCGAUGCCAUCCUUGAAAGACAAGGGCUAAUAUUGUCAGGAAUGAGGAAGGUGAGAAGACGAUUUUGAUCCGAUCUCUCGGCUUUCGGCGAAUUCGUCUUGACACGAAAGUUCGCUUGAAGAAUACUGUGCGCAAUUGUCGAGACAAAAGUAGCAUUUUAGCCGAUAUUUUAUUUUUCUUCCGCUUGUCCUCAAUUCUCCAGAGAUAACGAAAUGUAAAUUUAACGGCCCAGAAACGAGAGACAGCUUGAUAAAAUGAACGGCAUUAAUCAUUUAUCUUUUAGAGAAGAUUCUAUGAGAAGAUUUUAUGAUUCUUUUUAGUAAAGGCUACAUUUAGCAGGAGUUCUUUUUACAGCAAUAGCACCAGGCAAACAGCAUUGAAUCAGUUGCAUAACGUAAACUGUUGAGUUUUUUAGUGGUCUCGAUGACACAUAUUUGUAAAGGAUAGUGAACGAGUAUUUCUUUACUUUUAGUGAGUCAGAAAUUAGUUUUGAUAGAAAUUAAGAAGAUUUUAUUCAAUGAAACUUGUUGAAAUUGAUAAUAGCAAUCACUUUAUUCGCAAAGAGGUCCAGAUCUACAGGUAAAAGUUGUAUUUGCAUAGAGUAUCUAUUCCUUUUUUUUUCCUUUUAAUUUUGAAUUCUUACUGAACAGUCAAGUUCAUUAAUUUUCUUCAACAAUCAAAUAAAACGCAAAAUCAAAUGUCUUGGUUAUCAUAACAACGAUUAGAGGUCAGUGAAAACGACUUUUAACGAUUCGCCAAAGGGUAAAAAAAAAAAUUAAUCUUUUUUCGGUUUUGGCAAAGUGAACAUAGAUGUUCCAAGGUAAUUUGGCUCCGAUUCCUUCCAGCUAAUGAACCAUUCCUUGAAACUCUUGUUGGCCCAUUCGACCUCGAGCCACAGACCAAGAUUCUUGCUCUUGUUAAAGCACUUGCGAAGCUUUGAUUUGCACUUGUCCUUUUUGCCUCGAAGGAGAUGGUAGUACGCAAGUAAGUGAAGUCUUCGACCAUCAAACACUGGGUGAUGGUUAAGAGCAUUCUUGAAUUUCUUCAGGCACUAGAAAUAAGAUGAUCGUUAGAUGCGAAACGAAAAAUAUGAGACGGUAUACCAGGAGUACGAGAGGAUUUUGAAAGAUCAGUCUUGCCAACAUCAACUUCAGCCCUUCUUGACACAGCAUGAAGUGUGUUUGAAAAACACACUUGCUUCUUUCAGUUCGUUGUUCAUUUUGGAGAUUCCCGCAUAUUUAUCUCCAGUAUCUUAUAUAUCAAACAAACAAUAAUCAGUUUAUAUCCUCGAGACACUUGAUAUAACAAGCUGAAGCUCUUAUUAAAAUGGCUUGAUGAAUCAAUGUUUUCCUACUGUUUCCUAAAUCCAGCAGCUGGUUAUUAAGAUACCUCGAUCGUUCCUGACUACUACAAAUGAACAACUCUUGUACCCUGCAUCACCUAGUGCUACACCUAUA
Pocillopora verrucosa is the source of this 6065-nucleotide messenger RNA. RefSeq lists its product as uncharacterized. The record is from RefSeq and is a predicted model, not a curated record. Gene Ontology annotation, cellular component: plasma membrane; signaling receptor complex. Gene Ontology annotation, molecular function: transmembrane receptor protein tyrosine kinase activity; ATP binding; protein binding. Lineage: Eukaryota; Metazoa; Cnidaria; Anthozoa; Scleractinia; Pocilloporidae. Gene Ontology annotation, biological process: cell surface receptor protein tyrosine kinase signaling pathway; positive regulation of kinase activity; protein phosphorylation.